GGUGACGUCACGUCGCCCGGACGCCUUUUCUCCCCUUGCUCUCUGAGGCCUGUGCUCUUCUUUGAUGCUUCGGCUGCUGGAGAGAAACAUGAAGCUGCUCUUUGCUGCUGCCCUCAUUGCGGGUUCGGUCAUCUUCCUGCUCUUCCCCGGAGCCUCCGAGGCUGACGAGAAGAAGAAGGGUCCCAAGGUCACCGUAAAGGUUUUCUUUGAUGUUAACAUCGGAGAUGAUGAAGUUGGACGUAUAGUGAUUGGACUUUUCGGCAAAACUGUUCCCAAGACAGUGGAUAACUUUGUUGCACUUGCAACUGGAGAGAAAGGGUUUGGUUAUAAGGACAGCAAGUUCCACCGUGUGAUCAAAGACUUCAUGAUUCAGGGAGGCGAUUUCACAAGUGGAGAUGGUACCGGAGGAAAGAGCAUUUAUGGAGAUAGAUUCCCCGAUGAAAACUUUAAGCUGAAGCACUACGGUCCAUACUGGGUGAGCAUGGCCAAUGCCGGAAAGGACACAAAUGGUUCCCAGUUUUUCAUCACAACUGUUAAGACUACUUGGCUGGAUGGAAGACAUGUGGUAUUUGGUAAAAUCCUGGAAGGAGAGGAUGUAAUAAGAAAGAUUGAAGCCACCAAGACAGAUUCACGAGACAAGCCUCUUAAAGAUGUGGUUAUAGUAAACUGUGGAAAGAUUGAAGUGGAGAAGCCUUUUGGAAUUGCCAAAGAGUAAACCAAUAACGGCUCCAGCUCUGCACCAGAAAUUGUUCUAUCACUGGAUCAGUUGGAGCUUGAAGAUACAUUUAACCAGUUGCCUUUGUUCUGUGACAGGCGGAAAGCUCUUUGCCAUCUAUACAGGGACGUCUGUGUAGCUCAGAACUGAUCUAACAGUGACCAAAACAAAAUGCCGCCAAACCAUGUUGGCACAGCCAGUAUACUGACUUGCACAUUCCAUCCGUUUAAUGUGUCCAAAUUGGUUGGGGAAGACAUGAAAUGUGUACAAUUCCUUGAAAUAAACUGGUUUCUACAAAA
Messenger RNA from Bufo bufo (common toad), 1014 nucleotides. RefSeq names its product peptidylprolyl isomerase B (gene PPIB). The transcript has 5 exons. Lineage: Eukaryota; Metazoa; Chordata; Amphibia; Anura; Bufonidae. The record is from RefSeq and is a predicted model, not a curated record. Gene Ontology annotation, cellular component: intracellular membrane-bounded organelle. The coding region runs from base 65 to 715 and encodes 216 amino acids. Gene Ontology annotation, biological process: protein peptidyl-prolyl isomerization; protein folding. Gene Ontology annotation, molecular function: peptidyl-prolyl cis-trans isomerase activity.